This is a messenger RNA of Mauremys reevesii (Reeves's turtle), 1464 nucleotides long. Its product is annotated as paraneoplastic antigen Ma1 homolog. Lineage: Eukaryota; Metazoa; Chordata; Testudines; Geoemydidae. The record is from RefSeq and is a predicted model, not a curated record. Gene Ontology annotation, molecular function: nucleic acid binding; zinc ion binding. Bases 1 to 1464 code for a protein of 487 amino acids. The transcript has a single exon.
AUGAAUAUUGACCCCAGGAACUGUCUUCUGGUAACGGGGGUGCUGGAGGCAGUUGAUGAGGGCUCAAUAGAACCUACCUUAAGGUCAUCCACUGAGUACCUGCGUAAGUGCAAAAUGCAUGGGCGCAUGUUUGUGAGGGAGGAGGGGGCUUUUGCUGUACUGUGUGAGCUGCCCUCGGCUGUGGACCCUCUACAGGUUCCAGGCUCGAUAGCAGUGGAAGAUGGUGAGUGGAAGGUAAUAACCACUGGGAGCCAGCCCUCACCAGCCCCUACCCCUGAUGUAGAGUUUUUAAAGAAAAUGUCGGCCUUUUUAGGGAAAGAGGGAAAAACUUUGGCUGAUAUGGCGGGUCUGUUGGGCCUCAAGCCGGAAGCCCCACAACAGGAGCCUGCUCCUUCACCUGAUGAGUGGGUGAAGGCUUUGGGGCGAGCAUUAGAGAAAGUUAUGCCACCCCACCCUGAGUCAAGCCCCUAUCGUAAGCUGAGGUUGUUUUCUGGGGGUCCCACCCCAAUACCUGGGGAGGAAGCAUUUGAGCCCUGGCUGGAGCACACCACUGAGAUGCUGCAGGAGUGGGCGGUGCCUGAUGCUGAAAAGAGAAGGCGACUAGUAGAGUGUCUCAGGGGGCCAGCCCUAGAUGUGAUUCGCACCCUAAAGCUCGGUAACCCAGGGGUCAAGGUGAAGGACUGCCUGGAGGCCCUGGAUCACGCCUUUGGGAGAACUGAGGGUUCAGAGGAUGCUUAUUGCAAGUUCCUCAAUGCAAGGCAACAAAAGGGAGAGAAGGGUUCUGCCUAUAUCCAGAGGUUGGAGAAGUUAUUACAGAGAGCCAUCAUGAGGGGGGCAGUAGCAGUUGAGCAAAUGGACCGGACUAGAUUGGCUCAGGUUGUGAGAGGAAUUCAGUAUCAGAACCCAAUCCUUCUCCACCUUCGAUUAAGGGAACGGCAAGAUAAUCCACCAAGUUACUCUCGCCUGAUAAAAGAGGUCCGAGAGGAAGAAGAGAGGCAGGCAGCUGGCGAGGUUUGGGAGGUGCAGCAACACCAGGCAACUGGCACAACAUCCAUGCGGAUGCCCAAGGCACUAAUGGUGAAUCCUCAAGAGGAACUUAUCCAGCAAGUGCAGGCCCUGACACAGAAAGUGACUGAACUAGAGAAUACCUUUGAUUCAGCAAAGACUUCGAGGUGCAAGGAACCCUCUGGUACCAUGGUCCAGAGGACUACGUUUAGAACCUCUGCACCACCCCGUCAGCAAGGGAAAGGACAAUCCUUCUUCUGCUACCGGUGUGGCCAGGGUGGGCACAUUGCUGCAAGGUGUCAGAAUGCAGAGAAUCCCAUGUUAGUAUAUCAAAAGCUGAGGACCACCUGGGGAAAGUUGGGAAACGGCCCCAGGGCCUGGGAAGGGAGCCGCCUAGGCCUGCAGGAUGUGGAGGCUCCCCUGGAAGGAACCAUGCGGCCCAAAUCCCCCCAGGAUUGA